This is a messenger RNA of Scheffersomyces amazonensis, 1842 nucleotides long. It is a transcript of the gene ADE2, whose product is annotated as phosphoribosylaminoimidazole carboxylase. Gene Ontology annotation, molecular function: metal ion binding; phosphoribosylaminoimidazole carboxylase activity; ATP binding. NCBI's taxonomy places the organism in Eukaryota, Fungi, Ascomycota, Pichiomycetes, Serinales, Debaryomycetaceae. Gene Ontology annotation, biological process: 'de novo' IMP biosynthetic process. The transcript has a single exon. The coding region runs from base 115 to 1842 and encodes 575 amino acids. The record is from RefSeq and is a predicted model, not a curated record.
CUCAUCUUAUCACUGUUAACUACUGUCUAAUCCACCAGUAAGUAGUUGUUCAGUACUUAUAGAACCAGUACCAGGUACACAUACACAUACACGUGCACGUAAACAUAGCCAAAUAUGGAUAGCAAGACCAUUGGAAUCUUAGGAGGAGGCCAAUUAGGCCGUAUGGUUGUUGAAGCCGCCAACCGAUUAAAUAUUAACACGGUUAUCUUAGAUGCGCCCAAUUCACCGGCUAAACAAAUUAAUGCUAUUGGACAACAUGUGGAUGGAUCAUUCACCGAGUAUGAAUCCAUAGUGAAAUUGGCAGAAAAGGCCGAUGUGUUAACCGUAGAAAUUGAACAUGUGGAUGUAGAAGCUUUAAAGAAAGUUAAGGCCAAGUUUCCUCAUAUUGAGAUUUAUCCAUUACCGGAGACUAUUAAAUUAAUUCAGGAUAAGUAUUUACAAAAGGAACAUUUCAUACAACACGGUAUAGCUGUGGCUGAGUCUGUUGCCUUAGUCAAUAAUUCUAAGGAUGAGUUACUUAGUAUUGGAGAAAAGUUUGGUUAUCCUUAUAUGUUAAAAUCAAGAACUCUUGCUUAUGAUGGUAGAGGAAAUUUUGUGGUUAAGACUAAGGAUUAUGUUGAUGAAGCUCUUGAAUUCUUAAAGGAUCGACCUUUAUAUGCAGAAAAAUGGUGUCCAUUCACUAAAGAAUUGGCUGUAAUGGUGGUUAGAUCUUUAGAUGGUGAAGUCUAUAGUUAUCCAACGGUUGAAACCAUUCAUCAAAAUAAUAUUUGUCACCUUGUAUAUGCUCCAGCUAGAGUCAUCCCUACUCUUGCAGAAAAGGCAUCUUUAUUAGCUAAAAAUGCCGUUAAAUCUUUCCCAGGUUGUGGAAUCUUUGGGGUUGAAAUGUUCUUAUUACCAAAUAAUGAAUUGUUAGUUAAUGAAAUUGCUCCAAGACCUCAUAAUUCUGGUCAUUAUACUAUUGAUGCUUGUAUUACUUCUCAAUUUGAAGCUCAUGUUAGAGCGGUUGCUGGUUUACCAAUGCCUAAGGGAUUUACGGAAUUCUCAACCACUUCAACUAAUUCAAUUAUGUUGAAUAUUUUGGGUGAUAGAAAUGUUCCUGAUGCUGAAUUACAAAUUUGUCGUCGUGCUUUGGAAACUCCUCAUGCUACAGUUUAUUUAUAUGGUAAGACUACUAGACCUGAUAGAAAAAUGGGUCAUAUUAAUAUUGUAUCUUCAUCCAUUGAAGAUUGUCAAACUAGAUUAGCAUAUAUCUUAAAUGAUGAAUCAUAUUUAUCAAAGGGUCAAUCAUUACCUCCAAUUGAAUUAGUAAGACCAGUAGAAACUCCAUUAGUAGGAAUAAUUAUGGGAUCUGAUUCUGAUUUACCAGUUAUGUCAGUUGGUGCUAAUAUUUUAAAGAAAUUUGGUGUUCCAUUUGAAUUAACUAUUGUUAGUGCUCAUAGAACUCCACAAAGAAUGUCUCAGUAUGCUAAUGAGGCAGCAAAAAGAGGUUUAAAAGUUAUAAUUGCUGGUGCAGGUGGAGCAGCUCAUUUACCAGGUAUGGUUGCUGCUAUGACUCCAUUACCAGUUAUUGGAGUUCCUGUAAAGGGUUCAACAUUAGAUGGAGUUGAUUCAUUACAUUCUAUUGUUCAAAUGCCUAGAGGUAUUCCAGUAGCAACUGUUGCUAUUAAUAAUAGUACUAAUGCUGCAUUAUUAGCCAUUAGAAUACUAGGAGCCUAUGAUGCUAAAUGGUUACAAGAAAUGCAAAAUUACAUGAUCAAUAUGGAAAAUGAAGUAUUGGAUAAAGCUGAAGUAUUAGAAGAUAUUGGAUACGAAGAGUAUUUGAGUACAAAGUUAAAGAAAUAG